CGAGCAAGAUGGCGGCGGCGGCGAUGGCGGCGGGGCGGCUGGCGGGCGCGGCUCUUCGGUGCCCGCUGACUCGCCUGGCCUUCCCUGCGGGGCAGAGGCGCCGGAUGAGCGGGGCCAGCCCGGUGCUGCUGGAGCUGGACGAGCGCGCGGGCGUGGCGGUGUUGCGGCUGCAGCAGCCGCCGGUGAACGGGCUGAGCCUGGCGAUGCUGACCGAGCUCUGCCUGGCUCUGCAGAAGCUGGAGGACCGCCGGGCCUGUCGCGGCCUCGUCCUCACCUCGGCCGUCCCCGGGAUCUUCUCGGCCGGGCUGGACAUCACGGAGAUGUGCGGGAGGAGCGAGGAGCGCCUGAGCGAGUUCUGGAGGGCCGUGCAGGAGCUCUGGAUCCUCCUCUACGGCAGCCGCCUGGCCACCGUGGCCGCCGUCAACGGUUCGGCCCCCGCGGGAGGCUGCCUGAUGGCCUUGUCCUGUGACUACCGGAUCAUGGCUGACAAUCCGAAGUACGGCAUCGGUCUGAAUGAGACGAGAUUGGGCAUCGUGGCACCUUUUUGGUUCAAGGACUCUUUGCUGAACACUGUUGGCCACAGGGCCACCGAGCGCUCUCUCCAGCUGGGACUCAUGUAUUCUCCACAAGAAGCCCUCAAAAUUGGCCUGGUGGAUGAGAUCGUGCCUGAGGAUAAGAUCCAAGCCAGAGCUGCAGAAGUCGUGGCCCAGUGGCUGGCCAUUCCAGAUCACGCCCGGCAGCUCUCCAAGUCCGCCCUACGGAAGCCAGUGCUCGACCACAUGCUGAUGCACCGUGAAGCUGACAUCCAGGACUUUGUGCGCUUCAUUUCCAGGGAUGCUAUUCAGAAGUCUCUCCAGAAGUACAUGGAGAUGUUGAAGCAGAAGAAAGCCUGAGGGGGGGGGGGGCUUUCCUCUCGUCAGAGCUUGGAGGCUCUUCUCCCUCUUGGAGGCUCUCCCUGGCAGCUGCCCCAUCCUCUCCUCAACGGAGACCGAACGUGUGGUGUGCCUGACUUUAGUGGCCUUUGCCUAGUUUGGUGCUGGAGUUUGGACUGCAGGGCUCAGCGGGUGGCUAAGGCUGGAAAGGGUUGCUGGGAGGGAGGCAGCUGAGCCACCCUGGGCUGCUUUUCCUAAGAAACGGGCGGGAUGCCAGUUGCCAAUAAAAACUUACAGUAGAGAGA
Molecule: messenger RNA, 1177 nt
Organism: Thamnophis sirtalis
Lineage: Eukaryota; Metazoa; Chordata; Lepidosauria; Squamata; Natricidae
Gene: ECI1
Product: enoyl-CoA delta isomerase 1
Biological process (GO): fatty acid beta-oxidation
Cellular component (GO): mitochondrion
Molecular function (GO): delta(3)-delta(2)-enoyl-CoA isomerase activity
Source: RefSeq, a predicted model, not a curated record